This is a messenger RNA of Neocloeon triangulifer, 3055 nucleotides long. RefSeq lists its product as uncharacterized. NCBI's taxonomy places the organism in Eukaryota, Metazoa, Arthropoda, Insecta, Ephemeroptera, Baetidae. The record is from RefSeq and is a predicted model, not a curated record. The transcript has 12 exons. Gene Ontology annotation, cellular component: Cul4-RING E3 ubiquitin ligase complex. Gene Ontology annotation, biological process: protein ubiquitination. The coding region runs from base 37 to 2277 and encodes 746 amino acids.
UGGCAACAAAAACACAAAACAACAAGAAGAUGAAAGAUGGCAGACGAAAGCGAGUGCGACACAGAGGCCGCGGAAAAUGGGCUCAUCUUUGAGUCAAAACGGUUCGCGAACGGCCGAAGACGCGAGACGAACCUUCUGCACUGCCUCGCCAAUCGACAGGUCUACGGCAGUCACGUGUCCAGCCACCGAGCCUCCCUAUCUUCCGUCAACGCAAAGCCUUUGCCCGACUCGUAUUUCCAAUUCCAGCUCGAGGACAUUUUCCCAGCCUCUGCCUUGCUCAAAGGCCACAUCGUCCUGGGCUUCUCGAGAUGCGGACAGUUCCUCUUGACGUACACCAUCAACUCGUACGAGUCUUCGGGCCUCAACUUCACCUACAACUACACCCUGCACUGGUGGGUGUGCAUUCCGAGAAGCACGGCCAGAAGGGUGGCCGAGGUCACGCUCUUCAAGAACCAGGGCGUCGAGGAGAAUCUGUUCAUUUCUCUGUGCCAGUGGCCCAACGACAACAGCAAGAUGCUCAUCUACGGAACUUCAGACCCUUAUAACUCGAUUACCACACAAACAAAGCCUUUUUAUGUGACUGUGACCAUGGUUCCUUCUUUACACAACUGCAACGAAUGUCAAAGGGUAGCAGCAACUUUUGACGUUGAAGAUUUGGCUGCAAACUGGGACAGUUGUGUGCGGUUCAGUUGUCUCCGACAUGGUGCCACCGUACACACCUCAUGUGACAUUGUUGCGCCGUACCCAACCUUCGAGCCUUCCAUCUGCAUGAAGCUGGACGGCACCGUCGUCAUCAACACCGGAAACUUUCUGCACGUGCUCACUGUCGACCUGGAGAACUCGAGGGGGUGCAAGGAGGAGCCCGAGGGGAGUGUGGCCGUGAGUCGCCUGUUGGCCUCCAGUCAGGACGACCUCGAGCUGACCUCUGCCCAGGUCAAGCAGUUCCCCUUUUUGCUGCUCAAGAGUCCUGCGUACGGCAGCAGUGAGGAAGGAGAGGAAUCGGAGAGCUGGAGGAGAAGACAUUUGGAGUCUGAAAGUGAAGAUUCCCACCUCAGUUCGGACCUUUCUUGCUCUAAACCGCAGAUGUGGUCAAAUCAGCUUCCGGACUCGAUCAAAUUCAACAAACCGCCACCAAACCAGCGCAGCAAACAGCAGCUGGAGGAGGCGGAAAAGGCCUACGAGUUCAUCGAGGAAAACCCGCCCGAGAUCAAACUGAGUGUUUACCGGAUGCGCCGGUUGGCGGACAAGAAGUACGAGUUCUGCGCGGACGAGGAGGGCUCGGAGAACAUCACUCCGUACCGCCAAGCCAAGCUGGAUUCACCAAGCAAGACUGAUGGUAGAAGUAGGAGUCUGUUGCCCCAGCAGGCCACAAUGCAGGAGCUGUACAUUUACACGUCGCCGCCUUUCUCCCCUGCAGACAGCGACGACAGCAGCAAAGUGCUGCGGCCUCUCAACUCCAAUUUGCCCUUUUUUGAUAACAAGAACAGUCCAAAGUCGUGUGUGAUGGCCGAGCUUGCCUCGCCGGGUAACAACCGGAGCAGGAAAGAAACCUUGUGUGGUCCAGUCAUCGAAAAGAAACCCUUCAAGUAUUUGGUGAAGCUCCAGCGGCGGUACUUUGAAAUAGAUGACGAAAUGAUCUCAGUUAUCACAGACAUUGAAGACGACGACAUGAGUAGUUUGACAGGGUACCACUCGGCCUUGCCUUUGGAAGUUCACGGCUCAGGUUACGCUCAAAUGCAAAUGGUCUCAAAUUCGAAGGCAGAAAAAUUGAAAUUCUCUUGUGUCCUUGUGAAGCAAUGCAGCUUUGAUAUUGAACAGUUUUGCCAUGAGAUAGGUCAGGUUUUGUGUAGUGAAGCAGGAAUGCAGUAUUGGUUCUGCAGCGACUACGACGUAGAAAUUGUUGAUAUGUGCCCCAGCUCAGGAGACUUGAUAGUCAUUGCCUUUAUCCUGUUGCAAGCGAGUAAAAAGUGUGCAAAAAAUGCAAGGAGUGCCAGCCUUAAUAGACGGACAUUUCAAGCGAGUUUCCUUUUCCUGUGGAACAUUCAGACUGGACGUUACAAUGUAACAAGAACCUCAACACUAAAAGAAGCAGAUACCCUUGUCGGAGUUCAGUGGCACCCAGCCAGAAUGGAGAGAGAUUCGCUGAGGAUCUCUUCUCCGCCCCUCAUGGCCCACCCGAGGAUCAGAGAACUGACCAACAUCAGUGUUCUUCAAGGAGAAUCACUACCAACUCUUUUGGACACGGAGAACCACAUGGCCAUCAGACUGCAUGAAUAGGGAGAGAGAAAGACCGCAUUGAAUUAAGGGUUAAUUGCAUUUUGCCUGCAGUCCACUGGUUGUAGAAACUUGGAUAGCGCUCUGUAUUUAUUACCCAUUCCAAGAACAACAAUAAUCAAUGCUCAUCAAAUUGCCUACUGCAUAAGACUUCAUCGUGUUUAACUUAAUUUUAUUAUUAAAUACCAUCUUGUUGUGAUUUUUCUGAAAUGUCAGAUGAUUUUAAUUUGUGACUCGCACUUGUUUUCUGUGACUGCUGAACCACCGUUUCAAUGAUUUACUAUUGCUUUGGCCACUUUGGAACAGACCUGAAGAGCUUUUCUGUUCUGGCUUCCGACUGGUCAAAGUUAUAAGUGUUACUUUUCUUGCCAACUGAAGUCUUACUUCUGAAUUAUUUAUUUUUCGGUCUCUUCCAAUUGUUUAGCUCAAUAUUUUGUGCUACGUUUUAUGCACUGAAUUGAAUCUUUAAAUUUGCUGAUUGACUGUGUGAAAAGUGUAAUUUUCCGGAUAAAGCUAAAGUUAUUUUGAAUGCUAGCUCACUUGUAGCAUAUAAACGCUAAUUCUGAAUAAUUAGUUUAAGUGAAUUUCAAAGAUCUAUUAUACCUUCAACUGUGUUACUUUGUGCUUAUGAUUGCAAUAAUUGAAAGUACUGAAAAGAAUGAAUAUAUUGCGUGCUAUUGAUAACACACACUGUACUGAGUGAAUUAUUUUUAUGUAACCAGAAAAAUUUGGCAAUAAAAAAAACGAAUGAGAUAUACAUAUAUAUAAUCCAUGUCUUAUU